Messenger RNA from Osmerus eperlanus (European smelt), 3746 nucleotides. RefSeq names its product cholesterol 7-desaturase nvd. Gene Ontology annotation, biological process: cholesterol metabolic process. The coding region runs from base 178 to 1554 and encodes 458 amino acids. Gene Ontology annotation, molecular function: 2 iron, 2 sulfur cluster binding; oxidoreductase activity. The record is from RefSeq and is a predicted model, not a curated record. NCBI's taxonomy places the organism in Eukaryota, Metazoa, Chordata, Actinopteri, Osmeriformes, Osmeridae. The transcript has 7 exons.
AUAAAAACAUAACACAAACCUAGCUAACCAGCAGCGCCACAAGCGGACCGUGACCCAUCACAAAUAGCCGUAUUCAGACAGGCUACUCUGACAGUGACACCGCCACUGCGACACGCUUUGAACGGACAGGACAGCGUUGUGGAGAGUGGAUCAGGAAUUUUGCCCGAGCGGGAGAGGAUGGAGAGCCCCAAUAUUUCCUCCGGCAAGGUGGCAGCGAUUAUCGGAAUAAGCAUGGGCGCACUGCUGAUAAUGCACGUGAGAGAUCCGUUGGACUGGAUAGGCGGUGGGUACCCGGAGGUAUGGAGGAAAACUGGACUAGUAGGCGCACCUGCCCGGGCUGUGGUGUGCAUCAUCGCAGGGGUUUUACUUCUCGCAAUGGGCUGGCUGUAUAGACUCCUGUUUUCUCCUCUUGAGCUACUCAGAACGCCGGAUGAGGUCGGGUACAUAGCCGAGGAUGGCCGUUCCCGCGCUCAAGCUGCUAACCAAGUGCGUCGGAGACGGAAAACUGGAGAAUUGCCACCGGUGUAUCCUAACGGCUGGUAUCGAGUUCUGGAUUCUCACAUGUUGGAACGUGGGGAUGUGAAAAACAUAACAGUGUUAGGCGAGCAGGUUGCCGUGUUUCGGGGUGAGGACGGCAAGGCCUAUGUGGUAGACGCCUACUGUCCCCACCUGGGUGCCAACUUGGCCGUGGGAGGGCGGGUGGUCGGGGAGUGCAUCGAGUGCCCCUUCCAUGGCUGGCAGUUCCGUGGGGAGGAUGGGAAAUGUGUGAGGAUCCCCUACGCAGAGAAAGUGCCUGAGUUUGCCAAGGUGCGGUGCUGGCCCAGCCAAGAGACCAACGGACAGGUUCUGGUCUGGUUCCACUGUGAUGGGGAGCAGCCCGAGUGGGUGGUGCCGGAGCAGGGGGAGAUCGCUCGGGGGGAGUGGGUCUACCGAGGGCGCACCGAACACUUCAUCAACGCACACAUAGAGGAAAUACCUGAGAAUGCAGCAGAUAUAGCCCACCUGGCUCACCUGCACACGCCAGGUAUUGUGAGUGGCGUGGACCUGCGCUACACCAACAGCAAGACCUGGGAGUUUGUUCGUCAUGACUGGAAGGUGCAGUGGGAACCUGAGGUCGAGCCGAACAAGCACUGCUCCCAGAUGCUGGUGAAGCACGCUCUGACUGUGUUUGGACGCCACUGGCCUCUGCUGGACGUGGAUGUAGUAGCCAGACAGGUGGGGCCUGGAGUGGUCUUCCUGCUCUUCGACCACAGUUUCCUGGGGAGGGGGGUGAUCAUGCACUGCGUGACCCCCGUGGAGCCCCUCCUGCAGUGUGUGUCUCACACCAUCUUCUACCAGAAGAACAUCCCUCCCCUGGUUCCCAAGUUCAUCCUCAGGGCAGAGUGCAUUCAGUUUGAGCGGGACGUGAUGAUCUGGAACAACAAGACGUACAUCUCCAAGCCCCUGCUGGUCAAGGAGGACUCUUCCAUCCAGAAGCACCGACGCUGGUUCAGCCAGUUCUACAGCGACAACAGUCCCCGGCUGCGCUUCCAGCAUGACACCCUCGACUUCUGACCUCCCUCACACAGGGGGGAGGAGGAGGAGGAGUCACCAGAGAUGGAAGAAGAGGAAGAGGAGGAGGUGAUUAAGAGUCAUCAGAGAUCUCUGACGGAGGAAACGGGAAAUCAUCAACUUGGUGCAAGAAAACUCCCACUCAUCUCCCAGAAAUACUUUUUCCAGCUGUCUUAAUCAGGAGAGAUAGGAGACCUGCCCAGAAAUCAGUCAGAUGGGACUCUGGUCUUUGACCAGACACCCACCCCCCCUCCCCACCCACCCCGUUCCCCGCCUCCUUCAGUUAAGUGCCUAGCGACCCUGCGAAGCUGUAGGAUGUUAUUUAGUGGGACCCCACUUCCUGUUUCUCUUUUGAGGUCACUUUCAAGAACAUUUGUUUCAUACGUUUAACUAUGAAGACCUACUGUAAUAAUGAUCAAAUCAAGCAAUAGGAUCCACUGCACCAGAAUUGCCUAGCCCAAUGUGGACACGGGGACAGCUUAGAUUGUGGAUGCACUGUGUGUGUGAGUUACGAACUGAAUGAUGUAGAACUACAUGAUUAUAUAUCUGUUGUGAAUUAUACUAGCAGGUGCAGUGUCUAGUAUAAAACCGUCCAUAUUUCUAAGGUUAUUAAUCUAUGUUUGCUGUACUGUAUGAUAGACAGUUUUAUUUUUACAUAUAAAACUCAUCUUUUCCGUUGGGGCUUUAGUUUGGUAUCCAUUCUGGCAUCUUAAAAAAUGGUCAGUUGGAUAGCACUUGCAUAAACCACUGAGUCCUGUUACUUAAUCAACUCAAACAUGCGAAAAACCUAGAUGUUCAAGGGAGUGCUCCCCAAUAGCAUAAAACGUGAAUGGUUGACCAAACCUGGCAACCAGCUCCGAGCCUCAGGCACUACCACAGGCACUUUGGGUUUCCAGGUGUGUGCCUCAGACCUGAGUGGCUGCUUGACCUUGCCUGCUGAUUGUAGCUCCAGGUAAUUGUAAACCCAGGUAGACUGACUCACAUUGUUUCCUGCUCAGCCUGUGCUGCCUUGCUUAGUGUCACAAUGACCCGAAGGUUGACAACAACCCAUCGGUGUGUUAGGACAACUUUACCCAAUACAAAAACACAUAAAAAGCAUUUUCUUUUAACUUUCUUUUAAUUUUUAUUUUCGUCUGUCUGAGACAGCCCGACGGUUAAAAGAAAAUGCUUCACUUUAUUUUUGUAUUAGGUAAAGUUGUUGCAACACGACGGUGGGUCACAAUGACUGAAGGGUUACAAUGACCUGAAGGUAACACAAGGGUUAAGGAUGGAUGCAAAGCAGUGAGCCUGUUAGGGCAUGUGUAGCGCGAUGCCCUUCAUGUGAAAUAGUUGCCAAUGAUUUCAGAGAAUUGUGUCACUGUUCGCACAGACACAGUAUGGACAGGUAUGAGAUUAGUUUACACAUUACGAUAAUAACCGAGCAACACCAUUUUAACAGUUACUUGCUCGAACUCUCUUAAGUAAUUGUUCUGCAAGGUUUGUAGCUUUUUCAUUCUCAGUGAAAUUAAGAAGGGAUGGAAGGUAGUCUUUUUUUCAUUUUUAAAAAUUGUUUUAUUGUUAUGAAAACAUGGCUAAUUUUGUAGCUCAGCUGUUCUUGGUAGCCUGCACUGUGCAGAAUAUUAACUGUGACUAUGCACUCAGAUUUAGCCUCAGUGUGAGAGAUCUAUAAUGUGACUAAAAUGUAACCUGUCGAUAUGGAUUACAUUUCUCUUGAGUUUCUGAACCACAUAUUGCUGUGAGAUUGCACUGGCAUGAUCUUCCUGCUGGCACGGCUAAACCUUGCAGGUCUAUGCAUGACACUGGUAUGCACAGGUUGAUAGGGUUGAAAGUACUGUGUAUAACCUGACUAACUUUCUAGGUGGCAAUGGUAUGGAUAGUGGAAACUCUAUACCUGCUGUGUCACUGUGUGGUUCUGAUCAUGGGACAUACUAAUAAGGACCUCAGCGUGAGGGCACAGGACUGUGUGGGGGACUGUGGGGGGAAGUGACUGAUUAGAUCCACCUUUCAUGGUUCAUUAUCCCAAUAGGUGGUUGAUGAAAAAGGGGUGUUGGCUAAUGUGCAAAAGCACAAUGUUCUCUUGGAUAUUUUUAGAGACCCUCCCUUUUCAUGAUCUCAAAAGAUUAUUUUUGUUACUGUAUCAUGCAGUGAGAGGUGUUGAUUUGCAUCUGCUGAAUAAAUCAACUCUGGUUUACUGA